UGGUGUUAAGCCGUGCCCAGGUUUCAUCGGGUCCUGUCUGGUCCGAGCUAACUUUUUCGGCCCCCCAGCCUGUGAUGUAAAGUAGCUUUGCGCAAUGCCACUGCAGGCAGGUAGAAAGGGCCCUCCCGUGGAAAGGGCAUAAAUCCAUCCGCAAUCACAUCACCCUGCUCCAGGGAGAAGAGGUGUCGUGAGGAGCCUGCCCGAGCGGGACGGUGUUGGAGGGGCCGCACACACCAGGACAGAGGCAACAGACACCUUGGAAGCAAUUUUUCAACAUGAACCCAGUAGCAGAUCUUCUCUGUUUGUUGGUGUGCCUCACCGCAGUGACUUGUGACCGGGUCUACGUCCACCCUUUCAAUUUGUUUUCUUUCAACAAGAGUACCUGUGAGGAGCUAGAAAGCCUGGUCCAGGAGGGAAAGAAAACUUUUGUCCCCAUCUCCAUCGAGUCCCAAACCACACCUGCCUACGAAGAUGACCUGAAUGACGAGGAUAAGCUGGAAGCCCUGAGACUGAGCGGCCACGGGAGGCAGAAACUGAGUUACGUGAAGGACCUUGUGGACACCCUGGCUGCACGGUUUUACAGCGUGCUGCAGAAAGCACAGCAGGGCCAAAACGUGCUCCUGUCCCCAACCAGUCUUUACAGCUCCUUGGUGUCUUUCUACCUGGGUGCCUCAAACCAGACGGCAGAUGAUUUGCAGGGUUUGCUGGGAUUUGUUCCCCCCUCUGGGGACCCUGACUGCACCUCCAGGGUGGACGGACACAAAGUCCUUUCCAGCCUGAGGACAAUCGAAAGCCUUGUCAAGAGCAGGGACAAGGAGCUGCUCUUUUCCAAGACGCUCUGCCUGUUCUCUGCCCCCGGCGUACCUCUGUCCCAACUGUUCGUGCAGGACUUGCUCCCCUCUGCCGACGCUCUCUACGCCCGAGCUGUUGACUUUACAAACCCAAGCGAGGCAGCAAAGCAAAUAAACGCCUUCAUGGAGGCCAAAAGCGAGGGCCGAAGCAAGUGCUUACUGACAGGCAUCGACCCAUCCGCCAACCUGCUGUUCGUGGUGGACGUCCGCUUGGCAGUGAACAUUAAACAAGCCUCACGGCUCAAAGAGCCUCAGGAGUUCUGGGUGGAUUCAAACACGAAGGUCUUGGUCCCUAUGUUGUCAGUCCCAGGGACGUUCAAGUACAAAACUGAUGCCAGCGGGACUUUUUCCGUGGUGGAAGUCCCCAUCAGCAAGACUGCGCUGCUGGUGCUGCUGCAGCCCAUCAACGGCAGCGACCUGGAGCACGUGGAGUCGGAGCUGCUGUCGCAGUCGUCGGUCUGGCUUCAGCAGCUGUCCCCAAGAGAAAUUAAAUUAACGCUGCCUGAGUUAACAAUAGAAGGCAGCUCUGAUCUACAGGAGCUUCUUGCAGCUAUGGAACUGCCUGCACUGCUGGGAAAGGGGGCAGAUCUCAGUAAAAUAAGCGAUGCCAAUCUAACAGUUGGAAAGGUAAUAAAUAAAGCCUUUUUCAAACUGACCGGUGAUGGAACAGAUCAGCCAGAAGACCCUGCAGCACAGAAGGAAGAUGUGGCGUUCCUGGAUGUAACACUGAACAAGCCAUUCCUUUUAGCUGUUUUUGAAGAGAAGUCAAGGGCCGUGCUUUUCCUUGGCAGAGUAACAAACCCUCUACCUGGGGUUUAAAUGCAAGCACAGGGGAUGGGGAGGGAGAGGAAUGAUGCACAUUUCCCAUUACCUUUUUCUUAUUCAUCAGCUAUUUUUAUGAUCUUGAGUGCUUUACUCAGCUUUGAGACGAAGCAGGUAGUGUUUGAAAUACAGCUUUUUGAAAGCUAAAACAUUGCAACUUUUUAUCCUUGUUCAACUGUUUCACCUGAGGUGACUUCAACUCUUCCUCCAGCUUCUCUUCUUUCCUUAUUCCCACUUUGUCUCCCUUCUGCCCUCAGCUCCCUUUUUCGAUGCAGUGGGGACAAAGCAGUAGCCAGCAGGGCAUUGACUUAAAAAAUAUAGUUUUAUAAGUGCAAGCAGCAUUUACUAUAGAAAGGUACAGAAAAGGACCUCUUCAUUCUUUAAGAGGUCACUUUUUAAUCUUUAGUUUGGUCAGUUUUGCAAGAGAGACCCCCUUUUACAUUACCAUGAAAGUUUUACAGUUAUCCACAGAGAUUUCUAGCUUCAUCAGCAACAUUUUCCUUUAAAAUGCUGCCAACAGCACGGGCAGGCUUCACUUGUCCCACUGAGACAAGAUUUUUUGCCUUGGAAGCAAAAACACAUUCAAAGGAAGUUUCUUCUUUCUGCAGCCCAGAUGGAUACGUUCAUUUCUUAACUCUAUGGAAAAGCUAAAAAUAGGGUUUGGUAGCAUUAAUGAACUGUGCUGGAUAAAUUCUCAUAGCCUGACAGAAUUAUCUCUGGGUUGUUUUUUUUAGAAAAAAAAUAAGGUCUACUAUUCCAAUACAAUUCCAUUCCUUGGAUUACUUUCUAAUCUGAGAGGCAUUUAUUACAGCCUUACAGCAAAAAAGAACAUUACUGGUUAAAGCCCAGAACUGUCAACUUUAACAUAUCCAAACCAUAUGUUCUUAAAAAUUAGUAUUAAUGGCAAUAAUCUAUACUAGUAUAAAUGGUGGAUGCGCUGCUACACAUGAAUAAAAAGGUUUCAGUGGUCCAAUCCAACUCUUAGCAGAGUCAUAAAGGUUUGAAACAUUAAACUGGAACAACAGAUUAUUAGAUGACUCUUGAAUUAGGAAGCGAGGAAUUGGGAGUGAAAUCUUGGUACUACGGAAAGCCUCUCAGCAGAACAAGGAUUUCCACCUCUCAUCUCUAGAUUUGUCUUUAGCACUGAUGGCAUUUAGAAAAGAACCGCAAACCUCUUUGGUGUAUGAUGCCAGAUGUACCCUACAGAGCACGGUAGCUCAUAGUCAUCUACAGUGGCCCAAAUGUCUGUCUAAUCCAAACCCACUAAUGGCAGUGGCUUGCUAUCGGUGAUGUAGAUACGUGACAGAUCCUUCUAGCUUAAUGGAAAAGACUAAUAAAAACCACAACUCACUCUCGAGAAUACUAGGAUUUUAAGUGCUAUGGUAUAGCAUCCGCAUAUUUAUCCAAUUACAGUGUAUGUAUUCCAGAUGCUCCAACAUCUAAAUACUGUACUUGUAUUAUAUACAGAAGCAAUUAACUAUAAAUAUGCAGAGAUGGAAAGAUGCAAAUAAAACCAUUUCCAAGUUGCA
Molecule: messenger RNA, 3202 nt
Organism: Harpia harpyja (harpy eagle)
Lineage: Eukaryota; Metazoa; Chordata; Aves; Accipitriformes; Accipitridae
Gene: AGT
Product: angiotensinogen
Exons: 5
Coding region: 276-1670 (464 amino acids)
Biological process (GO): regulation of systemic arterial blood pressure by renin-angiotensin
Molecular function (GO): serine-type endopeptidase inhibitor activity
Source: RefSeq, a predicted model, not a curated record